AUGCCGCGCGCGACGACGCGCGCGACGACGCGCGCGACGACGCGCGCGACGACGCGCGCCGCGACGACGGCGACGCGACGCUCGAGGACGACGCGCGCGGCGCGAGCGACGACGCGACGACGCGCGACGUCGAUCGAGGACGUCCCUCCCGAAGACGUCGCCAUCGUGGUCGAACUGCUGGACAGCGAGUCGGGGGAGGAGGUGACGGAGAAGGUGGACGCGAUGGCGAAGGGCGGGUUGCUCACGGCGGGCGUCGUCGAGGCGGCGCGCGUCAUCGUCGAGGCGAAUCGACAGAGUGGACAAGACCCCGACGUCGUGGCGCUGCUGGAAGACGUGUAUAAAACGUUGGAUGUGAGACUGCGCGAGAUGGCGGCGACGCAGGUGAAGGAUGCGCUGACGUUCGCGCAGGAAUUGAUGAAGUAUUUCACGGCGGAGGAUUUGGAGCGCGACGAAUCGGUGGCGGUGACGAAGGUGCAGUUGAUGAUGCGAGAGGAGUUCGAGAGGCCGGGAGGGGUGUCGAGGGAAGCGUUGGCGAAAUAUCUCGACGAGGUGUUGCCGGUGAUGGAUCAACAGGACGAGAGAAUACAGAGCGGGUUGGAGACGGCGACGACGCCCGAGCAACAGGCGCAAAUCGUUCAGCUGAUGAUGCAACGCACGAAGGAGCGCAUGCAAAUCGAAUUCAUUCGCGAUUGCGCGGCGGGAAUUUGA
Ostreococcus lucimarinus CCE9901 is the source of this 708-nucleotide messenger RNA. RefSeq lists its product with no specific name. Lineage: Eukaryota; Viridiplantae; Chlorophyta; Mamiellophyceae; Mamiellales; Bathycoccaceae. Bases 1 to 708 code for a protein of 235 amino acids. The transcript has a single exon. The record is from RefSeq and is a predicted model, not a curated record.